This is a messenger RNA of Kickxella alabastrina, 3055 nucleotides long. RefSeq lists its product as uncharacterized. The transcript has a single exon. Bases 220 to 2979 code for a protein of 919 amino acids. Gene Ontology annotation, cellular component: endoplasmic reticulum; ERMES complex. The record is from RefSeq and is a predicted model, not a curated record. Lineage: Eukaryota; Fungi; Kickxellomycota; Kickxellomycetes; Kickxellales; Kickxellaceae. Gene Ontology annotation, biological process: phospholipid transport. Gene Ontology annotation, molecular function: lipid binding.
CGCCUGCAUUUAAUUCAAUUUUUUUACUUCUCACUAUACGCUAGCUUCCUGUAUUUUUUAUUUCCACAUUUAUAUUCUGGGCCACCUUCUACAACUGUGUUCUUGGCCCAAUAUUGUUUUAACUCUUUCUUCUCUUUCUUGCAUAUAUUUGCACACAUUUCUUUCAUUAUUUCUCACUCACUUUUUUGUUGUCUUACUAGUGUGUAAAAAACCCCAAAAAUGCAGCUCACAGUGGGCCAACUGCUGCUUACAUAUGUACUAGGCAUCUUGACGCUGCCGGUCCUGGUAUUCACGGGACUAUUCGUGCUCUGGGCUCUGCUUCCACCAGUUGAGAACCCCGCAGCACACAGCCACGCAGACAGCAACAUUGAGAACAAACCGGAAGACACUGCAUUUUUGCUCGAAAUGCACCAGCAAAUUCAGAGGAAACCAAGCACAGCAACGGACAAUACCCCUGCACCACCCAACAACUUGAAGGGCGCGCACUCGCCAGUAUGGUCGCCCUAUGGCAGCCGGCGCACAGGGUGGCUGCGCAUAACCAGGUCCCUGGGUACCAAUCCACCGGAGCUCACCGCUGAGACAAAUACCAACAUAACGGACAUGGUAGCGCGCGGGUUUGCCAAAUGGAUAACAAGUAAGCGCACAGACAACCUGGGCCCAGAGAGCGCUACAAACAUGAUGGUGGCGGAGGGAGCGCAAGAUCUCUACUACGUGGUCCUGGAUGGCGACACCCUAGUGAUGUACGACGGAGAGCCCAUGCAUGAGUGCCGCGGAGUCAUCAUUAUGACAAAGUACCGUGUCUCCCUGCACCAUCGGCCUAACACGAGCGAGGCGCAGGUGUAUUCGCGCAAAACGCCCAUUCGGCUGGCUCCCCUGGAUGACUCGGUGGAGGCGCAGAUGUAUAAGAGACAGGUGGCCGAGUACUAUAUCUACGUUGAUAGGCCGUCGGAGAAGGAGGACUGGUAUUUUGCCUUGACAUGGAGCUCCCUCCUGGGCCUUGCCGCGGAGAGCAACAAUGGUGGAAGCAGCUGCAGCGAAGAGGAGGCUGGUGCGGCUGGGGAGGCGCUUUACUCGGAGGGUGGCGGUGCUGGGUCCCCGCCUAACUCGCCGCAGCCAGCGACCCACGCGAGUAAAAAGGCCAGAACAGAACGUGAGCCAACUAGCGAGCAGCGCGACCGGCUGCAGCGCCGGCUGCGGCAAUCAUGCCUGAUGCCGGAUCGGGCGGGCAUUGGCUCUAUCAUGCACACCAUCGGCGCACGCGGGUCGUCGGCCAAGCCCGGGGACGUGCAGCCGGACGAGUGGCUGAACGGCAUUUUUGGGCGCAUGUUCCUUGCAGCCUACCGCACAGAAUGGGCGCGGCAGCAUUUUAUUCGCAAGAUGCAGACGAAAUUCGACCGCGUCGAGAAGCCGAUUUUCCUCGACCGCAUUGUUGUCGCCGACCUGGAUAUCGGCGAUAACGUCCCGGUGAUAACCAACUUUAAACUCGAAUCCUUUGGUUCCGACGGCCAGGUUGACGCAUCCAUGUUCGUGCAUUACAUGGGUGGCUUCAAGCUCGUGCUGCAUACCGGGGUGAAGAUUGGCUCCCUGCGCAUGUCGGUGUCCCUUUCCGUUGUUUUGCAGAGCGUUGCAGGGAAGAUGCUGUUGAGGUUUAAGCCGGCGCCGUCGAAUCGCUUUUGGAUGGGCUUUUACGAGAUGCCGAGUCUUCGCCUGCACGUGUCCCCAGUGUUCAUGCAGAAGCAGGUCAAGUACGCUGCUGUUUCGCAGGCUAUUGAGAAGCAGAUCUACGAUAUUGUGCGCACCACCCUGGUGCUGCCCAACCUCGACGACACUGUGUUUUUCCCGACCACGGUUGAGGAGGGCGCCAUCCUGGAGUCGUCACUCAAGGAGUUUCAUAACGCCGGGCUGGACAAGCACCGGCAGGCAAGCGGUGAUCCUGAGCAAGCAUCCGACGACAGUGCCGCUGCCAUGGCCGCCGAGGACUCUCCCCAUCUGGGCUCGGACCAGAUGCGCGCGCGACAGAGGAAGGCGCAGGACCAGUCGCGGCCCUUAUCCGUGACAUCGGCCGAACCAAGCGCCACGGAAACCAGGGGCGCACCGCCAAAAAUAUCAGUCAACAGCCCGCACCAAAGAUACAACUCAGUUGACGUGAUGCACACGCACUCCUCGCCGCACUUGCUUGUUGGAAAUGCAAUGGUGACCCCGCACUCGCUCCCUGAUGAUCUACUCGUGCAGCAGCCGGGGAUGAAUUCGGGCAGAGCAACGCCAACUAAUUUGGCGCAAGCGCCUUCUGGUCGCUCGCCAUCCCCUGCUUCGCGUUCGGUUGUGUCGCAGAAACGCGCCAUGUCGAUAAAGAACACCAUUUCGGAUUCUGCCGCUUCGCUGUUUAAGCGCGCAAGGGAUAGCCAGGCCGCGGGGUCGGCCAAAACAUGGUGGCAGAAUAUCCAGCAAAGCGCCAAUAAUGGCAACAACAGCAACAGCAGCACCAGCACCAGCAGCACCUUAAUGGCUGAAAACAUGGCGGCUACUGCCGCGACAAAACCUAUGCUUGAUCCGAGGCCCAUAGACAGCGACACAGGGCUGGGUAUCAUCGAUAUAUCGACCAAUCGCUCCACCUCAUCUCUCCCAACGGCUGCAACAAUAUCGGCAGACAUUGCCCCGACAUCUCCCAGCGCUGUCAAGCUCAGCAGCAAUAAUGUGCAUCUCAUGUCUCAGUCGCACGUAUUUGAUGGCAUGACUCCGCGAUCACCGGGUUUGGCCAGCGAGGAUGUCGAGGACGGUGUUCGUAGUGUCGCCAGUGGGUUCCAGUUUCCCCGAAUGGGCGAGAACGCGUCUAACGGAAGAAACCCCGGUACUGCUAAUAGGGAUUCGUUGCUUGUGAGGAGGAGACCCGCUGCGCUGAGUCAGGGAAGUGAGAUUGAGCUUCCUGCGCAGCGCCAUUAUUCUAAGCCAGCGCCGGCUGCUGUUACUAGACCAAACUAAGUAAACAAAAAGACAUUGGUUAUGAAAAUAAUAUUUUAGUUUAUCAAGUUGUCCAAAAAAAAUUCGUUUAUUAUUA